Messenger RNA from Nanorana parkeri, 1957 nucleotides. Its product is annotated as CAP-Gly domain-containing linker protein 1-like. Bases 92 to 1957 code for a protein of 621 amino acids. The transcript is spliced from 17 exons. The record is from RefSeq and is a predicted model, not a curated record. NCBI's taxonomy places the organism in Eukaryota, Metazoa, Chordata, Amphibia, Anura, Dicroglossidae.
GGAAGACAUUAGAAGGGCUACACGUGAGCUUCUGGAAGCGGAGACAAUCGAAAACAGCAAACUUCGAUACAAAGUCACGCAUCUGCCCGGAAUGAUAUCAAAGGAAAUAGAAGCUGCGGUCACAAGUGCUCGUGAGUCUGUCUCCUCAGAGAUGCUGCAGUUACAGAAUGAACUGAGAAGUAUAACCUUGGAACUGGAAAACACUGAGAAGAAGCAACUGGAUUUUGAGAAACAAAAUUCUUCUCUUGGGAUUCAAGGAAGAACACUUUGGGAUGAACAUGAAAAAGCAGUUGAUCUGCUCAACCAGCAGAUGGCAGACAAGGCCAAUCAAAGCAUGCGUGUGAACCAGACUCACAGCAAGCGGAAGGAGGCUGAAGAAGCUGUCAUUGAGUAUCAGCACAAAACUGAAGAUCUAGCUGAGGAUAUGGUCAUUGAAAGAAAACAAUUCACUGAAGAGAAGGAAAACCUAGAAACUCAGAUUUUAGAAACACAAAGGAAGACGGAAUCCCAGGAUGCCAGAAAUGAAGAAAAGAAGUUAUACCUUAAGCAGCGGAGAUCAGUACUGUUUGAUGUGGAGGAGAGAGUUAAUAGUGAGAAAGAGAAUGUAUCAUCCCUGAAAAAUAAGAUUUUACUUCUUCAAGCUUCACAUGGAAGACUAACGAAUAAACUAGACCUUCAGAAAAAACAGUCUUUGGAUUUGUCCAACAAAAUAGAUAUGCUAGAAUUACGAAUGAUUGAUCAAAAAGAGGAUUUUAACAGAAAAAGUGAUUCCUUAAAAGAUAAUAUAUCAAAGCUGGAUGAGGAAAUGAGUACAGCAGGGACACUACAGCAGUCUAUGGCAGAGAGGCACAAAGCUUUGAAGCAGGAAUACCAGGCUGCAUCUGAGGAAGAAGACAGACAACAUGCCAUGAAGAAAGACACAGCACUGCAGUUGGACAGAUCCAGAGAUCUUCUCAAUGAGAAGCAGGAAUUAUUAGGGAAGAUAAGACGGGAGCUGAAAGAAAUGGAUUUGGAGUCAGAAAGCCUGGUAGAGAGUAUGCGAGUCAUCACAGAACAACUUGGUGCUCAAGUAGAUGAAUCUAAGGAAGACCUGGCAAAUGAAAGACAGAAAAGAAUGGCAAUCCAAAUUAAAAAAGAUGAAGUGACAAAGGAGAUGGAGCUGUGGAAACUGUUUGAGGAAACCAUAAUGAAAGAAUUAAAACAAAGAAUAACAACAGGACAAAAUAAGAAAAUGUACUUAACCACAGAGGGCAAACGUCUCCAGGCAGAAAUUGAGAAAUGGGACAAAGAGAUCCGCAGUGUAACCAAGGAACUGGAAAAAGCAAGUAAAGAAUAUUUAAGUGAAGAAGAGAAUCUCAAUGAACAGAUAAAGACACUGGAGGAGAAAAUCAUGGUCUCUAUCAAAAACUUACAAAGUGAGCAAGAAAAACUGGCCAAUAACAUUCCCAUUAUGAAGGAGGCUGAAGACACCUACAAUAAAGAGAACACAAGCUAUGAGGACUUGAAGACACAUGCUGGAGAACGUAAAAGCAGACAGAAAUCCUUGGCGCUAUCCAUCAGUAAAAUCGCUAAGGACAUUGAGGCCAACGUAAAGAUAAAGGAAGCUAAGAAGGGCUCUUUAAAGGCACUCAGAAACUCUGCAUUUAAUAAGCUCCAGAAUAACCUUGGAACCAUAAAGCAGAUUGACAAAGACAUCUAUGAAAUAAACAGAAAACUCGAGCUUGUUAUCAUGGAAAACUGCAGGCUGAAGCUGCAAAACACCCAGUAUACGGAUGAUAUCGAUGCAAUUAAGAUCGAAGCAGAAAAGCACAUAACAGCUGCCAAGCAGCUGGAAGGAGACCUGGCGUCUCUUAUCGAACACCUACAUAAAGGCUGGGAAGACGACCAUUUUAUUUGCAAUGAAAGGAAGGCGUCCGCUGAACACUGCUGCCUUGGAACAAGGACAUCCAAUGUUUAA